UCAGUCAUUCAUUCCACCCAUCAAUAUCUUUGUUGUUGUGAGACUUUGUUGUUGUUGUGAGGUAAUACAAUGGCGAUGAUAGUGGAUGCAUUUGCUGGGAAGCUGGUGGAGAGGCUCGCAAAUAUCAUUGAAGAGAAGGCCAUCAUGGUGUUAGGAGUCAAGGAUGAGCUCCAAAGACUCCGGCGGAGGAUGGAGAGGAUUGCACGUGUGCUCAAGGAUGCCGAGAAGAGGAGUAUCCAAGACGAGACUGUCAAAGGAUGGGUCGAUGAGCUGAAAGAUUUGAUGUAUGAUGCUGAUGAUAUCAUUGAUCUUUGCAUGAUACAGGGUACUGGGCUUUUGCAAGAUGUUGAUCAUCCUUCUCAGAUGGCUGAGUCAAGUGCUACUGCCUCAACAAGGGUAUGCUGUCACUUUCCAUUACUCUCUUGUGUGCGCAGUAUUCCAUCUCGCUAUGAGAUUGCUGAUAAAAUUAAAAGUCUGAAUGAUAAGCUAGAAGAGAUAUCUGAGGACAAGAAUAAGUUUAAUUUCAUAACUUCUUCUAACUCAAGUGAUGCAUAUGCUAUGAAUGAAGCUUCUUAUCGGCAAAGUUCCUCCUUACCUGAACCUGAUAUUGUGGGUUGGGAUAUCAAAGAUGCUACUAAUAGUCUUGUUGAAUUAUUGGUCUCUCAACCUGAACAAAAAUGCCGUCUUUUUGCCAUUGUUGGUAUGGGGGGUAUAGGCAAAACAACACUCGCACAACAGAUAUAUAAUGAUCCAAAAAUAAAUGAUGCUUUUGUGUUACGUUCAUGGAUUUGGGUUUCAAAAUCUUUCACAUCAAGGAUUGAUUUCCUAAAAGAAAUCAUAAGAAAUAUUGGGGGUAAAUAUGGAGAGUGCACAACAAUCUCAGAGUUACAAAAUAUACUUUGUGAUUUCCUUCGUGAAAAAAACUUAUUUCUAGUUUUAGAUGAUGUUUGGGAUGAGAACAUAUGGGUUGAUUUAAUUAAAAAUGCAAUAGAAAGAACAACAAAAAAAUGCAGGGUUUUGGUCACUACAAGAGAUAGAAACACUGCUGUAAAAAUGGGGGCAACACAUAUCCAUCAUGUUAACAAACUGCCUUCGGAUGUUGGUUGGGAAUUGCUAUGCAAAAAAGUUUUCACAAACAAUAGUACACAAGAUAUGCAGAGACUAAAGGAUAUCGGGAUGAAAAUUGUUGAAAAAUGUGAUGGUCUUCCGGUAGCAAUAAAAGCCAUUGCCGGUGUUCUCGUAACAAAAGACCAAAAUAAAAGAGAAUGGGAGAAUGUGCUUAACAGCGAUGCUUGGACUAUUACAGGACUUCCAGAAGAGCUGCAAGGAGCUCUAUACUUGAGUUAUGAAGCCUUACCUUCAGCUCUUAAACAUUGUUUCCUCUAUUGUGCUCUUUACCCCCGUGGUCAUGAAUUUUAUUUAGAAGAUCUUGUUUGUCAUUGGAUUGCAGAAGGCUAUAUUGAAGCAAAGGGAAAUUCAUCAAUGGAGGAUGUUGCAAAAAGCUAUUACAUGGAAUUAAUUUGUAGGAGUUUCUUACAACCUGACCCUGUGUAUGUGGAUAUGUCGAGUUGCACAAUUCAUGAUUUGUUGCGAGCACUAGCUGAGUUUUUUGCAGGUGAUGAAAGUUUUUCAGGCGAUCCACUAGAAGUACAAAGCACAGAUUCAAUGAAAAAACUACGCCGUUUGACAAUUACAAGUAAUAGGGAAAGUGUGAGCAUUCCACAUCUUGAUUGCCUAAGAAGCUUGGUUAUGGACUCCUCCAAGUUUGAACACACAAGUGAUUGGCAACUUAAAGCAUUUGCGUUUAUUACUUCUCAAUGGAGACAAGAUUGAGAAUAUUCCAGACAGUAUUGGGUGUUUAGU
This is a messenger RNA of Dioscorea cayenensis subsp. rotundata (Guinea yam), 1863 nucleotides long. Its product is annotated as putative disease resistance protein RGA1. The transcript has 2 exons. Bases 70 to 1833 code for a protein of 587 amino acids. Gene Ontology annotation, molecular function: ADP binding. The record is from RefSeq and is a predicted model, not a curated record. Gene Ontology annotation, biological process: defense response to other organism. NCBI's taxonomy places the organism in Eukaryota, Viridiplantae, Streptophyta, Magnoliopsida, Dioscoreales, Dioscoreaceae.